Messenger RNA from Danaus chrysippus (African queen), 333 nucleotides. The record is from the annotation of a GenBank genome assembly. NCBI's taxonomy places the organism in Eukaryota, Metazoa, Arthropoda, Insecta, Lepidoptera, Nymphalidae.
AUGAAGACUGCACAUAUUGUAUUUGUGGUUCUUGUAUCUUUUCUUUGCGUCUGUCAUUGCAAAGAUCUUAUUGUUGGAACCAGUUUUAACGGUCGAUUGCUCUGGCAAGAAAAAGCAGAAUACAAUGCCAUCCCGCUCAAAAAGAGAGUCAAGGAAGUAUUCUAUUCGGAUCCAGGACAACAAAUUAUUAAGGGAAUAAUUGCAAGGGAUUUGGACCACACAGAUGCCAUUGCUACAAUAACCGCGGGAGGAGUAGGACAGUCGUACGCGAAUAUAAGACUCAAGAGUGAAAGGGGAUCAGGUCUUAACUACCAAAUUGAAAUAUACGUUUAA